Ambispora leptoticha is the source of this 375-nucleotide messenger RNA. NCBI's taxonomy places the organism in Eukaryota, Fungi, Glomeromycota, Glomeromycetes, Archaeosporales, Ambisporaceae. The record is from the annotation of a GenBank genome assembly.
AUGACUGAUAAUUUCACAUCGUUGAAAACGACAAAUAACUCUUUCAAUCAUGACAUUAAUACCACUGAUAAUCCAGGUCCCAUUGUUGAUGAGGAAGAUGGUGUAUCAAUCGACAACUUUGCUGAUCAUUCAUUCGAAACUAAUUAUAACGAUAAUAGUAACAAUAACAAUAGCCUUCUUUGUAAUUCAACACAAAGAAGCACACUUAUCGUCCAUACAAAUACAACUCUGGUUCCUACGACAUCAUUGGUUAGUUUACCAUUAUUAAUAGAAACAUUUUCUCAUGAAUAUCUUGAUUACGAUUCCGCUUUUAAUGCUGGAAAUUUAUCAAACGUCAAUUUUGAUGAUAUUUUAUUUUAUGAAUCCUCUUCUUGA